Molecule: messenger RNA, 997 nt
Organism: Thermothielavioides terrestris NRRL 8126
Lineage: Eukaryota; Fungi; Ascomycota; Sordariomycetes; Sordariales; Chaetomiaceae
Exons: 2
Coding region: 140-982 (280 amino acids)
Cellular component (GO): membrane
Molecular function (GO): transmembrane transporter activity
Source: RefSeq, a predicted model, not a curated record
GACCCAUCGGUCGGUCGCGGUGGGGCACAGCUGCUCGACACUCGAACUCACUCACACGGCGCUGGCGGCGGACUCCUCUCUCUCUUCUGCGGAAAAUCUGUCUACUGUACCGUCUCCGCCAGGGCAUCCGCUGCUGGCAAUGGCUUCAGACCGAGCCGGGCUGGCGCCGGCGGCACCGGACGGAGGUGAAUGGGCGGUGUCUGGGUCUUCGUCCGCGUCCUCAUCCUCUUCAUCGUCAUCUGCUGUUGGCCGACCGACGGCCGGCCGGCGACUGACCCCCGAGACUGGGUCGGAGGACGAGGAUGAGGAUGAGGACGACAAUGAGCACAAUCACUACGAUGACGGCGAGCUUGUGGGAGUCGAGAAAGGGGAGGGCGAUGAAGAAUGGGAGCUUCAAGGCGGCGCGGACGAGAAGCAUGGCGAGGCCCGGAGGCAGUCGGAUGAGCGGCAGCCACUACAACGACCACGGCGGCGGCGGCUGCAGUUGUAUACUGCCGAGGAGGAGAAGGCUGUCGUUGCCAAGUUCGACCGCCGGCUGGUGGUGUUCAUGGCCGUGCUGUAUCUGCUGAGCUUCGUGGACCGGUCGAACAUUGGCAACGCCCGCGUGGCCGGCAUGGACGACGACCUGCAGUCGGUCCCGCCGCGGGACGACUGGUACGAGUGGUCGCUGGGCGCCUUCUACCUCGCCUACAUCGUCUUCGAGUGGAUGUCGAUGCUCUGGCGCCUCAUCCCGGCGCACAUAUACGUCGCCGCCCUGGUGCUCUCCUGGGGCGUGACCGCCUCGCUGCAGGCCGUCGCCGUCAACUACCCCAUGCUGAUCGUGCUGCGGACCCUGUUGGGUGUGGGGGAGGCCGGCUUCACCGGCGUGCCCUUCUAUCUCUCCUUCUUCUUCAAACGCGACGAGCUGGCCUUCAGGACGGCCAUCUUUGUCUCGGGUAUGUCUCCCCCUCGUCCUGCCGCUGUGCGUGUUUUCCUCGAGUAGCUGACUCAUGACGAC